Aureobasidium subglaciale EXF-2481 is the source of this 2763-nucleotide messenger RNA. RefSeq lists its product as uncharacterized. The coding region runs from base 1 to 2763 and encodes 920 amino acids. The transcript is spliced from 2 exons. The record is from RefSeq and is a predicted model, not a curated record. Gene Ontology annotation, molecular function: ATP binding; protein kinase activity. Gene Ontology annotation, biological process: protein phosphorylation. Lineage: Eukaryota; Fungi; Ascomycota; Dothideomycetes; Dothideales; Saccotheciaceae.
AUGUUCUCGUCAGCCCUCAAGUCCUUCACUUCCAACAUUGCUUCCAACUACUCCAUCGCUCCCCAGCCUAGUUCAACCUCUGGACCAUGGAGGAUCUUCGACGCGAAAAAGAAGUCGACGGGUAAGCCCGUCUCGGUCUUCAUCUUUGAUAAAAAGUCCCUCGAACCUUCGACCAAUUCUCUUGGAGGCGGUCGCGCCAAUACCUCCUCGGUCAAGCGCGCUCAGGAAGAUGUCAUUGAUCGUCUGAAAAAGGAGGCAAGCUCUCUCGCUCGUCUGCGCCAUCCUAGUGUAUUGGAACUGGCUGAGCCUGUGGAGGAGACUCGUAAUGGGGGCCUCAUGUUUGCGACUGAGCAAGUCACGGUUUCACUGGCUGCCUUGUUGAGCGAAAAGGACGACCAAGAAAGAGCUGGGAGAGGCGCUGGAAGAAACAGCCGUUACGUCGUCCGAGGAAACGAUGGUCAAGACGAAAUACGUGAACUCGAAUUAGAUGAGUUGGAAAUACAAAAGGGUCUCUUGCAGAUCGCAAAGGGUUUGGAGUUCUUGCAUCAGAGUGCCAAAUUGGUCCACGCGAACCUGACGCCCGAGGCCAUCUUUGUCAAUGCCAAAUCUGAUUGGAAGAUCUCGGGCCUGGCCUUUGCUACUCCCUUUUCCGAUUCUGCCUCGUCGCCGUCCUUGUCGCUAUCCGAAGUCCUGAACCAUGACCCGAGACUGCCACCUUCUGUACAACUCAGUCUUGACUAUACUUCUCCUGACUUUGUUCUCGACAACAACAUCAACCCCUCGGCAGACAUGUUCUCCCUGGGUCUUCUCAUUAUCGCUCUUUACAACUCUCCGCAUCGCAGUCCGAUCGAGACUCACGAGAGUCUUUCGGCUUACCGACGUGCCUUCUCCUCACCUUCUUCCGUCCCUAGCCAAACCAACAACUUUCUCUCUUCAGUUCCACUACCCAAGAAUCUGUCUUCUGAGCUACUGCCACGCCUGAUAACCCGUCGUCCGGCGCAGCGACUCAAUGCCAUGGAGUUUCAGCAAGCUCAGUAUUUCGACAACAUACUCGUCUCGACUAUCCGCUUUCUUGAUGACUUGCCGGCCAAGACACCCAACGAGAAGGCUCAGUUCAUGCGAGGUCUGGCGAAGAUCAUGCCGCAGUUCCCCAAGUCUGUCCUGGAAAGAAAGCUUCUCCCUGCCUUGCUGGAAGAAAUGAAGGAUCGCGAGCUGUUGGCUCCAAUCCUCUUGAACGUCUUUGCCAUCGUGAAGGCUUCGCCAUCGGGGAAACGUACUUUCACUGACAAGGUUAUUCCAAGGUUGCGUAAUAUCUUCCUUACACAGCCAAAUACUAAAGCUCCUGCUGAGCGUGACACUUCCAAAGAGGCUGGUUUGAUGAUUGUGCUUGAGAACAUGGAGAUUGUGGCCGGCAACUGUUCUGGCAAAGAAUUUAGAGAUGACAUCCUGCCUAUCAUUGCUUUGGGUCUUGCUUCUCCUACUCACGCCGUGGUCGAUGCUGCCCUCUCGACUCUACCAUCAGUCCUGCCUGCUCUCGACUACAGCACCAUCAAGAACGAACUGUUCCCAGUCAUCGCGGGCGUCUUUGCUCACACAAGCUCCCUCGGCAUCAAAGUUCGUGGUCUUGAGGCCUUCUACACGCUCUGUGGUGGUACUGCUGAGAAUGACUCCAUCAGUGACGGUCUUGAUGGCGUCUCAAUAUCGCGUGACUCGUCCAAAGUCGGUAGUAGCCAAGUCCUUGACAAGUUCACGAUACAGGAGAAGGUCGUGCCUCUGAUGAAGGGCAUCAAGACGAAAGAACCCGGUGUCAUGAUGGCCGUUCUCAAGGUGUUCAGGCAGAUCGGUCAGGUCGUAGAUUCUGACUUCCUCGCCAUGGAAGCCCUCCCCAUUCUCUGGAGCUUCAGUCUUGGGCCUCUUCUUGAUCUUGAGCAGUUCCAGGCUUUUAUGACCUUGAUCAAGUCGCUGUCUUUACGGAUUGAACGAGAACACACACGCAAGCUGCAAGAGCUCGGCUCAAAUAAUGGUGCAGGUUCGGCACGAUCUGGGGCAAAGCAGCCGACUGCAUUCCAAACAAUUACGGCCAGCAACGGAGGUGAUGUGGACUUUGCAAGUUUGGUCAGUGGAAGGAAAGGCAAUGCUACCCCGGACAUCAUGAACGAUUGGGGCCCGCCCGCUGCCAAACCUGCAUCAACACAGUUUUCGGCUCCCAUGUCUAGCGCACCGCAGACCUCAUCCUUCUCCUCUUGGACGAGUGCAGCACCAGCCCCUCGACAGAGCAGCAACACUCUGGGCUCUUUGCAGGCGUCUGCCAACCUAAGAACGGUAACGCCAGAUCAAAGUCUGAAUCUCAAUAAUUCUUUUGCUGCAUUAACACCCGCAUCACCUUACAAUGCACCGCUGCAGCCCUCUUCUCGACAGCCAUCGAGUUUGAUAUCGUCACCUCUGGGCCAGGCAGUGAGCAAUACUCCAUCUUCGAUCAACUGGUCUGCGGCAGCGAUGGCACCAAGCCCCUCAACUUGGUCAUCACAGCAGCGGCCGACGAAUGGAGGUGCUCUUCCUCCACCUUCACAGCGGACUUCUUCUUUCACAAUACCUCCGCCUCCAAGCUCCAUGUCACAGGCCCCAAGUCUCAAGCCCAGCUCCGCAUUCUCAAUGUCCGCCAUGCAACCUCAAAGGCAAGCUUUGCAGCAACAAACGCAACAGCAGCUACAGCAACAGACAAGCCGAAUCAGCGGGUUAGACAAGUACCAAUCCUUGAUUUGA